AUGUCAAUUUACAACUCAUUUGUCCAGCCAUUGUUACAUUGUAAAAUUAUAUACAUGCAAAGUACUCACAUCAACAACCUAGCGUUACUGUAUGGUUUUGGCAAAGUACUCACAUCACCUUUGUUGGGACCUCAUCAUGUUUCUCCAAAUAGAUUCAACAGGAAGAUUCUUUUCUGUUACCUUCUUCUCUGUGUUGCUAUCACAAUUAUUGGGCUAGCAGUAAGAGGCGACGUAAAUUUCGGGAUAUUGAAAGGAGCUGAAAGAUAUAAUGAGGGAAGAACAGACAGUAAGGGACAAGUUGUUGAAUCAGAAAUUGGAGUUGUUGCAGCUGACGAUGCUCGGUGUUCGGCUGUUGGUGUUUCAAUGCUUAGGCAAAGUACUCACAUCACCUUUGUUGGGACCUCAUCAUAG
This is a messenger RNA of Vicia faba (fava bean), 411 nucleotides long. NCBI's taxonomy places the organism in Eukaryota, Viridiplantae, Streptophyta, Magnoliopsida, Fabales, Fabaceae. The record is from the annotation of a GenBank genome assembly.